AUUAUUGUCAUUAAAUUACUGAUAAAUUGAUAGAAACAUCGGAGCGGUGUUGCGUUCUCUUCAGAUGGCCCCGGUGCUCUCGAACACAAAUCUGGCCACAGUGUUUGUGCUGAGCUGCAUGUGUGCAGUGUUGCUGCAGGGCCAGAAGCCGGGUCAGGUGGAUCCCCUGGCGGCCCACCGGGCGAACCCGCAGUGCUGGGACUCCUCCUCCGCGCUGCUGCUGGAGAUGCGCUCCCCGAGGAUCGCUGACACGGUGCCCGCCUUCUGGGACCUCAUGGUGUUCCUAAGGUCGUCGGACAACAGCAGGCACACGGCGCUGUUCUGGGACCUGGCCGGGGUCUUCUGGGACAUCUACGUGGACUGCGUGCUAUCCAGGAGUCAUGGCCUGGGACGGAGACACAUCACCGCCGUGCACUCCCUCAUUACUGACAAGUCCUUCAGUUUCAACAGCUCAGGCGUGAACUCCUGGGCCUGGCUCAGUGUCAGAGUGAGACACAGGGGGCACAUCAAGACUCUGAAGACCAAACCCAGUUCAAACGCACGCUAUUACAUAUAA
This is a messenger RNA of Monopterus albus (swamp eel), 556 nucleotides long. RefSeq lists its product as uncharacterized. NCBI's taxonomy places the organism in Eukaryota, Metazoa, Chordata, Actinopteri, Synbranchiformes, Synbranchidae. The record is from RefSeq and is a predicted model, not a curated record. The coding region runs from base 65 to 556 and encodes 163 amino acids. The transcript is spliced from 2 exons.